Messenger RNA from Entrophospora candida, 1695 nucleotides. The record is from the annotation of a GenBank genome assembly. Lineage: Eukaryota; Fungi; Glomeromycota; Glomeromycetes; Entrophosporales; Entrophosporaceae.
AAAUCCACAUUUAACCUUGAUAAGGAAAAAGAACAUUCACGAUACAAGUCAGAUCUUAUGCGAAUUGCAGAACACUAUAAUUCUGGAACACAACUACAUGAGAAAGUAACAAAAGCUUUAAGAAAAAUGAAGUUGGAGGCAAUAUCCGAUAGGGUAAAGAGCUUCUGGAACAAGAAUGAGGAAGCAAGUAAAUAUGAAGCUGCAAAAUUAGCUGAGGAGAAGAAAAUAGAGUUUCUCAAGGCACGCAAUGCCACAGAAACAUAUCAAAGUGGCCAUGAACAUCUUAUAAGAACAUCAGCAAUUGUUUCUAAGAUUAAUCUACACGUGCUUGAAAAUAGUAUUGAACCUGAUAAAAGCAAUAUUAAUACUGAAGAAUCAGAAGAAAUUUAUGAACUAGAACCUGCAAGAUCAUCUGUUACUAUACAAAAGAAUGAAGAGUACAUUUACAAAGAACCUAUAACACCAUCUACUAAGGACAACAAAAAAUCUACAGAGGAGUUAGUUAUCAAUUACAACAGUCAUCCAAAUCUUAAAGCAUAUUGUAGGAUCCUUGAGUCCUUGCAAAAUCAUCAUAUUGAAGAAAAUUCACAAUGUGCACGACAUUUGAUCAAGAUGCUCAAGUGGUCUUGUGUUGAUUAUGAACUUUUUUUAGCAACUGAAUGGGAAGGGAAAUCACAAUCAAGUUCUUUUUCUAUACCACGAAUCAGCCUUCAGCUUGUGUCUACUGUCUUUCUCCAGCACAACAACAACAAAUUUCAUUCUGUAGUCCAGAUGCUUAAGAGUUUAAUAAAAAAUGGCAAGAUUCUCAACAGUGAUAGUAACUACAUGUCAUCUCUCAUAAAUAUCCAAUGGCCUUUCAAUCAACCUAAAAAAAAUUAUAAUGAUAUUGAUGUACUCACAAUUGUCUCAAUAAUUCCAACAGUAGCUCUUUAUAUGUCUACACCAUGCAGAGGACCUGGGAGUGAACCAUCAGAGAACCAUGUUAAAGCUGAAUUUUGGACAAAAAUUCUCUCAAAUGCUUUCACUUUAUAUAAUUCCAGGUUUAUUCCAGUAUGGGAGUAUUAUCAUCUUUUUCCAGGUCAUGGAGGAGAUGGUUCAUCACGGUCUGACUUUGCUGCCAUAGUAAACAACCAGACAAAUGCACAGUUUCCAUUUUUACUAAUUGAGUUUGAGCAGAAUGGAUUCGAAAACCAUAAAGAUGAGGUGGUUAUAGUAUCAGAAGCUGUGCAUGAAUUCAAUCGUAUUUUAUCAUUGGGACAUUUCCUAACAGAAGAUGAAGUAAAUCAAACAUGCAUGCAUAUUGGAUUAGUCAACGGGACAAGCAUUCGAUUCAGUACUCUUGAACCUUUGUUCAACCAACAACAGUCAACUCUUUUAUACAUUCACACCAGGAAUAAACUCACCUUAAAUCUUAAAUCCAAUAACACUGAGACCGAUAUUGAGAAUGUGUUGCAAUUAAUUUCAUAUCUGCGAGAAAUUGUCUGUCAAGAUGGAGUUUGGACUGAAACUGUGUUAAAAAGACAACCAGCAAAAUUCAACCUCAAUCUGAAAGCAGUACUUCCAUCCCUCCCAAAAAAAGCUGUCAAAUCUCGACCUUUUGGAACACAAUUCACUCCACCACCUAAAAGAGUAAAAGAAUUUAUUUUCAACUUAGAAAAAUAUUGUGGCAAUUAUGAAGUCAUUUCAGAUGUUUAA